Molecule: messenger RNA, 325 nt
Organism: Phytomonas sp. EM1
Lineage: Eukaryota; Euglenozoa; Kinetoplastea; Trypanosomatida; Trypanosomatidae
Source: the annotation of a GenBank genome assembly
UUCUAGUUUCUUCACGAUGAAUCAAGCUGCCUUGGUGAAAGAUCAGUUACUCAGUCAGGGAGCGAAUCACUUUGUGAUUCUUUCUCCUAUAGGGACCGUUUUAGAGCACGGCGGUGACUUUGACAACCCGAUGAAGCAACGUCUGGCACAUGCGAUCAUUCAGAAAUGCGCGCAUCUUUUGGAACCUGGCGAGUCGUUUAAACGCGUUAGCAUGACGAUGGAAGAGGUUGUUUACACGGCGACAACGGUAUCAGACGGGCAGGGCGGAACCCUUGGGAUUCUUGUGAAACGCCCAGCAAGCGUGGCGUUGGCUACUGAUCAAUAA